UAAACUGAAAUACAACUGCUUAUUAUUAUAAUUACCAUUAUGGCCUUGUCUCGCUUCCUUACCAUGUUUCUCGUCGUAGCUGUUUCCAUUAUUCCUAUUAUUUCUUCAACUGACUUCAUUGUCGGUGAUGACAAUGGUUGGGCCACUGGCUUUGACUAUCAAGCUUGGGCUCAGGGAAAGGAAUUUCAUGUUGGAGAUAAGCUUGUAUUCAAGUACACGAAAGGAAAGCACAAUGUGAUGAGAGUGAAUGGUACUGGCUUCCAACAAUGUGCUGUGCCACCAGAUUCAUCAACCCAAGGCUUUACCACUGGAAAUGAUGUGAUUGUUCUUUCAUCCCCAGGAAGAAAAUGGUACAUUUGUGGUAUUAGCAACCAUUGUGAGAAUGGUAAAAUGAAGCUUGCAAUAACUGUUCAACCUCAAAUUGGACUUGGGGCACCAACAUCUUCUCCCAACCCGACCCCAACCCCAAUUUCCGAUGCAACAGGAACCUCUCCUAUUUAUUCUUCUUGGAUAGUGAUAAUUUUUGCUCUCCUCAUAGCAAUUAUGUUCUAAAUUGAUAUUUUCAUUGUUCCAUUAUUUUUUAUUUUAUUGUGUGCAUUAUAUUGAU
This is a messenger RNA of Arachis stenosperma, 607 nucleotides long. Its product is annotated as blue copper protein 1a-like. Gene Ontology annotation, molecular function: electron transfer activity. The coding region runs from base 40 to 552 and encodes 170 amino acids. Gene Ontology annotation, cellular component: plasma membrane. The record is from RefSeq and is a predicted model, not a curated record. Lineage: Eukaryota; Viridiplantae; Streptophyta; Magnoliopsida; Fabales; Fabaceae. The transcript is spliced from 2 exons.